This is a messenger RNA of Scutellospora calospora, 243 nucleotides long. The record is from the annotation of a GenBank genome assembly. Lineage: Eukaryota; Fungi; Glomeromycota; Glomeromycetes; Diversisporales; Gigasporaceae.
AUGCAAAUUUCCUCUGAACCUGCAGAAACAUCUUCUACUAAAAUUGCAGAAACUAGUAGCCAAAAUAUAAGCUCUUCAAAUGAAGACAACUCAACAAAAACUUUUACAAAAGCUACUACAGAAACUAAGACAAAAGAAGCUGACGAAUCUCACCUCACAAAAAUGGUUAAGAACUCAGACUCAGAAAAAGAUAACAAUAUAGAAGAGAUUACCUUCAAUAUUGUAACCUCUAAGAAACUGUAG